Molecule: messenger RNA, 1530 nt
Organism: Funneliformis mosseae
Lineage: Eukaryota; Fungi; Glomeromycota; Glomeromycetes; Glomerales; Glomeraceae
Source: the annotation of a GenBank genome assembly
AUGGCACUUUUUAAAUGGAUUGGAAUGGGUGAUUUGAGAAAGCCUGCUACUAAUGAACCUUGGAGUAGUGGGUCUGAAAAGUAUUUCGGCUUGGAAAAUGCACUUUAUUUCUGUAAACCGUUCCGAGAAUGCGUUGUCAACUUCCCUAAUGGACCAAAUGAUGCAAAUGGCACAGGUGAAAAUAAAGCAAAUGAAGAAACAUCAACAUCAAAUGGACUUAGUGAAGAUACAUUGUUUGGUGCAUUAAAGGAUUUAUUUUGGAAAAUAAGUAGUCAGAAGAAAAGGACGGGAGUUAUGGCACCGAAUGGAUUUAUAUCAAAACUAAAGAAAGAAAAUGAACUUUUUCGUUCAACGAUGCAUCAGGAUGCACAUGAAUUUUUAAAUUACAUUCUUAAUGCUGUAGCUGAGAAUUCAAAAUCGUCAGUAAAUGGUGCAAGUAUAAAUGAAAGUGAGGAGAGUGGUAUUUCAGCCGAUGGAAGUUCUUCCGGGAGUUCAGAAAAUACUUCCAAUACAUUCUCUUCAAAGACAACUUGGGUACAUCAACUAUUUGAGGGCACAUUAACAAAUGAAACCAAAUGCCUGACCUGUGAAACCAUUACAAGUAGAGAUGACCCUUUUCUGGACCUUUCCAUUGAUAUUGAACAAAAUUCUUCUGUUACAUCAUGUUUGAGACAAUUUUCUGCAAGUGAGAUGUUAGUUCACCAGAAUAAAUUUUUUUGCGAUGUGUGUUGUGGAUUACAAGAGGCUGAAAAGAGUAUGAAAAUUAAAAAGCUACCCAAUGUAUUAGCGUUACAUUUAAAGCGCUUUAAAUAUCAAGAAAAGUUACAAAAAUAUAUUAAAUUAUCAUAUAGAGUAGUGUUCCCCUUUGAACUGCGGUUAUUCAACACGUGUGAUGAUAUUAAAGAUCCCGAUCGUCUUUAUGAACUUUAUGCAAUUUGUGUUCAUAUUGGAAGUGGUCCAUAUCAUGGCCAUUAUGUGACACUAGUAAAAAGCAUGGGACAAUGGCUCUUGUUUGAUGACGAGAAUGUAGAGACGGUAGAUGAAAGUGAGAUUCAUAAAUACUUUGGAGAUUUACCAGCAACUGGGUCAGGUUAUGUGUUAUUUUACCAGGCUUGUGAUUUAGAUUUAAGCUCUCUUGGAUUACCAUAUUCUGUUUGGGCAAAUAAUGUGGCCUCUAGUUCAUCAUCAGAUUUUGAAAUAUCGGCAGAAGGAGCUGCUGCUGCUGAAUCGCAUCCUAUAGAUAUACAACUUACACCGAAUACAACAAAUGGCGUUAAUGAUAAUGGUAAUAAUAAUACCUCUGCGAACAACGAAGAACUUAAGCGGGAGCAUCGUCAAACUCCUGUAAGGGAACCAUCAUUCUCUGAACGUUGGAUAUUAAGAAAAAAUAAUAAUUCAGAUAAACGUAAAUCACAUGUUGAUCAGGAUUCAAAGGACAAUGAUGAAAAUACACACGAAAAAACACCUUCACACGAAAAGGAAAAAUCAUCAUGGUUUGGAAACUUUAUCAAGCCUGGAAUCUUUAUUUGA